Molecule: messenger RNA, 204 nt
Organism: Stylonychia lemnae
Lineage: Eukaryota; Ciliophora; Spirotrichea; Sporadotrichida; Oxytrichidae
Source: the annotation of a GenBank genome assembly
AUGGACAACCAAGGAGAAAUUACUUUUGCUACAGUUAAAGAAAUCAUCGGCAAAACUGGUUCAAGAGGAGGUAUCACACAGGUGAAAGUUGUCUUCGUGAACAACACCUAGAGAAGUUUGGUGAGAAACGUCAAGGGACCAGUCAGAAAGGGAGAUAUUCUCGCAUUAUUGGAAUCUGAAAGAGAAGCCAGAAGACUCAGAUGA